Cylicocyclus nassatus is the source of this 5845-nucleotide messenger RNA. The record is from the annotation of a GenBank genome assembly. NCBI's taxonomy places the organism in Eukaryota, Metazoa, Nematoda, Chromadorea, Rhabditida, Strongylidae.
GUAGACUUCACACUUGUUUCUUUUUCAGAAUUGUAACUUUGAUAGAGCCUCUUCUCCCUCUAUUACCAUAUUUAUACACCAGAGAGGUGAAUAAUGGCGUUGCUUCCUAUUCGUUUUCAUGAGCAUCUUCAGCUUACUAAUGUGGGCAUACGCCCACAAAACAUCUGCUUUGCAAAUGUCACGAUGGAAUCGGACAAGUUCAUCGUUGUUCGUGAAAUGAUCGGAGACUCUCAACAAGUGGUAAUUAUCGAUCUCGCCGAUCCAGCCAAUCCACAAAGGCGACCAAUCUCGGCAGACUCAGUCAUUAUGCAUCCCACAGCGAAGAUCAUCGCUUUGAAAUCGGGUAAAACACUUCAAAUCUUCAAUAUCGAAUUAAAAGCCAAGGUGAAGGCGCAUCAAAAUGCUGAGGACAUCAUUUUCUGGAAGUGGAUCAAUGAAAAAACUAUUGCGUUGGUCAGUGAAACAGCUGUAUAUCACUGGUCUAUCGAAGGCGAUGCAGCCCCCUUAAAAAUGUUUGAUAGACACCAGUCACUAGCGGGUAGUCAAAUCAUCAACUAUCGCGCAGAUGCAGAUUGCAAAUGGCUCGUAUUGGUAGGAAUUGCGGCCAAGGAAAAUCGUGUUGUUGGAAGCAUGCAGCUUUACAGCACCGAACGUAAAGUAUCACAGCCAAUAGAAGGACAUGCGGCCUCAUUUGUGCGCUUCAAAAUGGAUGGCAACCCACAUCCAUCGAACUUGUUCUGCUUUUCUGUGAAGAAUGAGGCUGGCGGCAAGCUUCACGUUAUUGAAGUGGGAUCACCUCCAGCAGGGAAUCAGCCUUUCCCCAAGAAAGCCGUUGAUGUGCCAUACACUGCUGAAACUGCAAAUGAUUUCCCUGUAUCAAUGCAGACUUCCUCCAAGCAUGGCAUUAUCUUUUUGGUCACAAAGCAUGGCCUUGUUCAUCUGUACGAUAUGGAAUCGGGUUCACGUAUUUAUUCAAACCGUAUCUCCACUGACACUGUCUUUGUCACUUGUGAAUACCAUGCCACUGGUGGAAUUAUGGGUAUCAAUAGAAAAGGACAAGUGCUUUCCGUAUCUAUCGACGAGAACAAUAUGAUUCCAUUUGUUACGCAGCAAUUGCAAAAUCCCGAUCUUGCUCUCAGGCUUGCAGUGCGGUGCGACUUACCUGGAGCUGAGGAGCUGUUUGUUCGCAAGUUCAAUCUGCUUUUCGGAAAUGGCCAAUAUGGUGAGGCGGCUAAGGUUGCUGCUACGGCACCACAGGGUAUCCUGAGAACGCCGCAGACUAUUCAGAAGUUUCAGCAAUGCCCUGCCAAUCCUGGCGGUGGUGCUUCUCCUUUGCUGCAAUACUUUGGCAUUCUGCUUGAUCAAGGGAAGCUAAACAAGUACGAGACACUUGAGUUGUGCCGACCGGUGCUGGCUCAGGGUCGAAAGGAGUUGUUAAAUAAAUGGCUCAAUGACCAGAAAUUGGAAUGCUGUGAAGAACUAGGAGACCUUGUUCGUCCACAUGAUCCAACUGUUGCCUUGUCAAUUUAUCUCAGAGGAAAUGUCCCACAUAAGGUGGUGCAAUGCUUCGCAGAGACUGGUCAGUUCGACAAAAUCAUCCUUUAUGCCAAGCGAGUCGGAUUUGAGCCCGAUUAUCUAUUCCAGCUGAGACAGAUACUUCGUUCCGGAAAUCAGGAAGCUGGUGCUAAAUUCGCUCAAAUGCUAGUCGCUGAGAGCGAGAAUGGUGAACCGCUUGCGGAUCUGAACCAGAUUAUCGACUGCUUCAUGGAAGUGCAGGCCGUUCAGCCAUGCACGUCCUUCUUGCUUGAGGUGCUGAAAGGUGAUAAACCAGAAGAAGGCCAUUUGCAAACGAGACUGCUUGAAAUGAAUCUGCUCGCUGCUCCACAGGUUGCCGAUGCAAUCCUUGGCAACAAAAUGUUCAGUCACUACGAUCGACCACAAAUUGGACAGCUUUGCGAAAAAGCAGGACUUCUGCAACGUGCUCUUGAACACUUCACGGAUUUAUAUGAUAUCAAACGCACUGUGGUGCAUACUACUCACUUCAAGCCAGAUUGGUUGGUCAACUAUUUUGGUUCGCUAUCUGUCGACGACUCACUUGAAUGCCUGAAGGCGAUGCUCACCCAAAACAUACGUCAGAAUCUGCAGGUUGUCGUGCAAAUUGCUUCGAAAUACCACGAACAGCUGGGUACCGAUAAGCUAAUUGAUAUGUUUGAAACGCACAAAAGUUAUGAGGGCUUGUUUUACUUCCUGGGAUCAAUCGUCAAUUUCAGUCAGGAUCCUGAAGUUCACUUCAAGUAUAUACAGGCAGCAACUCGUACGGGACAAAUCAAGGAAGUAGAACGCAUCUGCCGUGAAUCGAACUGCUAUGAUGCAGAGCGUGUAAAGAACUUCCUGAAAGAGGCUAAGCUUGCUGAUCAGCUGCCUCUCAUCAUCGUAUGCGAUCGUCAUGACAUGGUUCACGACCUUGUAUUGUACCUGUACAGAAAUCAGCUCCAGAAAUACAUUGAGGUGUUCGUACAAAAGGUUAAUGCUGCCCGUCUGCCUAUUGUGGUAGGUGGAUUGCUCGAUGUCGAUUGCUCUGAGGAUGCUAUCAAGCAAUUAAUUUUGAAUACUCGUGGAAAGUUCGACAUUGAUGAGCUUGUAGCUGAGGUGGAGAAGAGGAAUAGGCUGAAGUUGUUGUCACACUGGCUUGAGACUCGUGUGCAGGAAGGAGCUACGGAUGCAGCCACCCACAAUGCUAUGGCCAAGAUCUACAUUGAUUCAAACAACAAUCCAGAUAGAUUCCUUAGGGAAAACCCAUACUAUGACAGCCGAGUAGUUGGAAAAUACUGUGAAAAGCGCGAUCCCCACUUUGCCUUCCUUGCUUAUGAGCGAGGACAGUGCGAUGCAGAGCUGAUUGCUGUUUGCAACGAAAACUCGCUCUUCAAAAAUCUUGCUCGGUAUCUGGUGCGAAGACGUGAUUACGGACUUUGGGAGCAAGUAUUGAAUGAGGAGAAUCAGUAUAGGAGGCAGUUGAUCGACCAGGUUGUACAAACUGCUCUGUCUGAAACCCAAGACCCCGAAGACAUAUCAGCGACCGUGAAGGCAUUCAUGGCAGCCGAUUUACCCAAUGAGCUCAUUGAGUUGCUGGAGAAGAUUGUUUUGGACAACUCUGCGUUCUCAGAACAUCGUAAUUUGCAGAAUCUGCUUAUUUUGACUGCUAUGAGGGCUGACCGUUCGCGUGUAAUGGAAUACAUCCAAAAACUGGACAACUAUGAUGCGCCUGAUAUUGCAAACAUUGCAAUCUCCAGCGAGCUGUACGAGGAAGCUUUCGCCAUCUUCAAAAAGUUCGAUGUCAACAACAGCGCCAUCAAUGUCCUUAUCGAUAAUGUAGCCAAUCUGGAUCGUGCUUAUGAAUUUGCCGAAAAAUGCAACCAGUCUGAUGUGUGGGCUAGUCUAGCUAAAGCUCAGCUCAAGCAGGAUAUGGUCAAAGAGGCCGUAGACUCCUUCAUCAAGGCUGACGACCCAGGGGCAUACAUGGAAGUGGUUAGCAAGUGCUCUCAAACUGAGCAUUGGGAGGAUCUGGUUCGUUUCUUGCAAAUGGCUCGUAAGAAGUCUCGCGAGUCCUAUAUUGAAACCGAACUGGUUUACGCUUUGGCUAAAACGGGUCGUCUCACCGAAUUGGAAGAAUUCAUUUCGGGACCAAACCAUGCCCAAAUUGGACAGAUCGGUGACCGCUGUUUCGAUAAUGGCAUGUUUGAAGCAGCGAAAAUCUUGUUCAAUAACAUUUCCAAUUUCGCGAAACUAUCUGUAACCUUAGUCAAACUUGGAGAGUACCAGGGUGCAGUUGAUGCUGCAAGGAAGGCCAAUAGCACCAAGACAUGGAAGCAGGUCUGCUUCGCUUGCGUUGAGAAUGGCGAGUUCCGUUUGGCUCAAAUUUGUGGUCUGCACAUCGUGGUCCAUGCAGAUGAGCUUGAGGAACUCAAUAAUUUCUACCAAGAACGCGGACACUUCGAAGAGCUCAUUAGUCUCUUGGAAGCCGCAUUGGGAUUGGAACGUGCCCAUAUGGGGAUGUUUACCGAAUUGGCUAUUCUGUACAGUAAGUACAAACCGGAGAAGAUGCGCGAGCAUCUCGAGCUCUUCUGGAGUCGAGUUAAUAUCCCGAAAGUCUUGCGAGCAGCCGAACAAGCUCAUCUUUGGGCUGAAUUGGUGUUCUUAUAUGAUAAAUAUGAAGAGUACGAUAAUGCUGCUUUGACAAUGAUGCAGCAUCCCACGGAAUCAUGGAGGGAGCAACAUUUUAAGGAAGUCAUUGCUAAGGUUGCAAAUGUGGAGUUGUACUACAAGGCCAUGCAGUUCUAUUUGGAUUAUAAGCCUCUCCUCAUCAACGACUUGCUAGCCGUCCUUUCGCCCCGUCUUGACCACUCGCGAACAGUGCAGUUCUUCUCGAAACUGAAGCAUAUUCCGCUGAUCAAGCCAUACCUGAAACAAGUGCAGAAUCUCAACAACAAAGCCAUCAAUGAAGCACUUAACCAGCUCCUCAUCGAUGAGGAGGAUCAUGCUGGCUUGCGAGCAUCGAUCGAUUCGCAUGAUAAUUUCGAUAACAUUGCAUUAGCUCAACAGUUGGAGAAUCAUCCGCUAGUUGAGUUCCGACGAAUCUCUGCUUAUCUGUUCAAGGGUAACAACCGAUGGAAGCAGUCUAUCGAGUUGUGCAAGAAGGAUAAGCUUUAUAAGGAUGCCAUGGAAUAUGCCGCUGAGUCGAGAAGCAGUGAAUUAGCGGAGGAGUUGAUUGCAUUCUUUUUGGAGGAGCGCUUAUAUGAAUGCUUUGCUGCUGCCCUGUACCAUUGCUACGAUCUUCUUCACCCGCAUGUGAUCCUCGAAUUGGCAUGGAAGAACAAGAUCACCGACUACGCUAUGCCCUACAUGGUUCAAGUGUUCCGAGACUUCCAGAUCCGCUUGGAACGCCUCGAACAUGCUGAAGCCGAAAGGAAAGACGAGCAACGGGAACAACAACAACAGAACGGAAUGACCAUGGAGCCGCAGUUGAUGUUGACGUACGGUGGCGCCGCAAUGCCGCCGAUGGGCUAUGCACCGCCGAACCCAUAUGUUCAGCCCCAAUACGUCCCACAACCGCCACAUCCUGGAGCACCUGGUCCUUUCAUGUAGAUGCGUUUCAUAUGUAGCGUGUCAUUGUUCUGUGACCAGCGGCUCGCGUGUGUUCAUCUACACGUCCCGUUUCCUCGUAUUUAGGUUUGAGAAUGUGGAGGAAAGAGCACAUGAACGUGGCAGUGUGCAUGGUGCUCUUGUGUUUAUGCUGUAAUCAGGUUGAGUGUGCUACGUUUAAUACCCUCUGUAUCAUCAGGAGUGAGAGAGGCUCGUGCGGCUUGGGUUCCGCGCUGCUGCCUCGCUUGGUCUCUGCAUUUCUUACGUGAGCGUGCUCUCCUAUAUUCCUACGCUUAAUUAGUGAUUGAAGCUCGGCCUUUUUCGGGUCAAGAUGGGAAAAUGACCAGAGAGCACGCUCAGAGAGAAUGUAGAGCCUAGGCGAGGCUGUCCUGCGGAAUACGAGCCGCAUCAGACCCCAUCACUCCUGAUGACACGAAGAGUACACUCCAUCCCUCAAUAGUUAUUGAAGUUUUCUCCAUGGAGCGAGUUUUUGUCUCUCUGAUGUAAAUUUACCAGUUUCAUGUGAUCGAUUUCUCUCCGUUGUUCGUACAUUGUGCAUGUCUCAAAAUGGUUAGUGAUAAAAGAACAUUAUCUAGUUGCGAUGCAUCUUGGAUUCACUAUACAGCUCCAAAAAAACAUCUGAAUUAUCUGUUGUUAUUCGCAAUCACACAUUUAUCAUAUUUGUUCAAUAAAUUAUUGGCAUUUU